This is a messenger RNA of Paramormyrops kingsleyae, 1233 nucleotides long. RefSeq names its product V-set immunoregulatory receptor (gene vsir). The record is from RefSeq and is a predicted model, not a curated record. Gene Ontology annotation, cellular component: plasma membrane. Lineage: Eukaryota; Metazoa; Chordata; Actinopteri; Osteoglossiformes; Mormyridae. Gene Ontology annotation, biological process: negative regulation of alpha-beta T cell activation; regulation of immune response.
GUGGAGAAUGAGGAUUUCCGUAAAGUCCUCAGCUGGGAACAGUAUGUAGAGUUAGCACCAAAACUAAAUCACCGUUUCCGCAAACGCAUGAGGUUGUUGUGUAACAAAGAAGCAAUAUACGAUAGUUUGGAACACGAAAGACAAACAUUAAUAAAGGAUUUUCCGCAACACGCACGCAUUUGAGCAAGAUCACCAUGCUGGAUUUAUACUGGAAGUCGUGCCCGGGAAUUCACUUCGGGUUCUGCUGGAUCUACAUCUGCCUGACAGCGAUCAGUCUUCCGGGUCCAGCUAGCAGUGACCACCUGAGGCUGGCUGGUGCGCACAUGUCCUACAUCUGCCCAGAGGGCGCCAGUGUCACCAUGCAGUGCAUUUCUGAGGGCUCACUCCUGCACGCCGCCGACCAUCUGAGGCCUUUUUGGUUUUUCACUCCUCACUUGGAUGAUACCUGCCAGGAAAAGUUGCACCCCCGCAGAGGCAACCACUCGUCCAGGCCGCCCCCGGGUGUGGAGUAUAGUGCCUCGAGGAAUACCAUCUCCAUCACCCUGACCAACGUGACCCGUGCCGACCAGGGGCGCUACUGCUGCGUGGAGUUGGAGGUCCAAGGCAAGCACCAACACAUGGUGUCACAGAGGGCCCACAGCCACGUGCUGCUCACUGUCGGCCCACGACGAAACCAGACUGCCAAAUGUUCGUUUAUGGACCAUAAACCCACCGAAGGCACUGUGGCAGCAGGGCUGGCGACAGCAGGGUGCAUUAUGGGUAUUCUCUCUCUACCCCUGAUCCUACUGCUGGUGUACAAACAGAGGCAGACGACCCACUCCAGCAGACGUUCACACGAGCUGGUGAGAAUGGACAGUGAAGCCCGAGGUCACGAGAACCCUGUGUUCUUGGGAGACGGCCCCCAGCCGAAGACGCGUACCCUGUCCCAGAUCCUGACGAGGCAGUCCUCUGAGACAGGACGCCACCUGCUGUCUGACCCCGGCACACCCCUGUCCCCUCCCGCCCAUGGGGACGUCUUCUUUCCGGCACACGAACCUAUCCCAGAAUCUCCUGAUUUCAUGCAGGUAUAGUGGAGCCAAACCUUGGCAUUCAGCAGAUGUCUACCCCCAAAAGAAGACACUGUUUCCUGUGCUUGCAUUUCACCACAGAUAUUUCAUAUUUCAUACCUUUUCUCACUGCUUUGCUCUUGAACUCAUUUUUGGAAAAGAAAAUGGGGGGGGGGGGCAAAACCAA